This is a messenger RNA of Megalobrama amblycephala (Wuchang bream), 1473 nucleotides long. RefSeq names its product interferon regulatory factor 1b (gene irf1b). Gene Ontology annotation, molecular function: DNA-binding transcription factor activity, RNA polymerase II-specific; RNA polymerase II cis-regulatory region sequence-specific DNA binding. The record is from RefSeq and is a predicted model, not a curated record. The transcript has 9 exons. Gene Ontology annotation, biological process: immune system process; regulation of transcription by RNA polymerase II. Gene Ontology annotation, cellular component: nucleus. NCBI's taxonomy places the organism in Eukaryota, Metazoa, Chordata, Actinopteri, Cypriniformes, Xenocyprididae. The coding region runs from base 163 to 1035 and encodes 290 amino acids.
CUUGCUAUAUAAACGCUCGCGCGCCUUCCUACCGUACAGUAAACGACGAGAGCUUCUGUAGACGAAACUUGAUCUGUAGUUCUGAGUGGAUUCACGCCUUUACAGGAGAUACUUUUUUUUGCACUUCUCUGAUUUGGAUUCAACACCGGAUUAUACUAAACCAUGCCUGUGUCCAGAAUGCGCAUGCGCCCCUGGCUGGAGAGCCGGAUCGACUCCAACACCAUCGCUGGACUCGUGUGGGUCAACAAGGAGGAGAAAAUGUUCUCCAUCCCAUGGAAACACGCCGCUCGUCACGGCUGGGAGGUGGACAAAGACGCGUGUCUGUUCAAGCAGUGGGCGAUCCACACAGGUAAAUUCAGGGAGGGAUUUACCACACCUGACCCCAAAACCUGGAAAGCCAAUUUCCGCUGUGCCAUGAACUCGCUGCCGGACAUCGAAGAGGUGAAGGACAAGAGCAUCAACAAAGGCUGCGGCGCGGUGCGAGUCUACCGCAUGCUGCCCGCCGUGAGCAAGAAGAAAGACAAGAGACCCCGGGGUCGUGACAGCCGGAGACGGGCGAAGGCUCUGCCUUCACACGUCAAGAAGGAGGAAGCGCGCGCUGACGAGAUGCAGGAGCCCACCAUCGACAGCACCAUCCUGACAGACUCUCCCAGUCCCGCCAUGGACACCUCAGAUAUUCCCGCCUGCGAGGAAGUCGUCGGCCCGGACAGUUCGAGCGGCCUUUACACCAGCCGGUUCCAGGUGUCGCCGAUGCAUUCGACAGACUUGGAGGAUUACGAAGCUAUCAUUGAGAUCUCACGGCAAUUGGAACGUGAUAGUUCACAGUGGCUACAAAGCGGUGCCUUUGCAAAGGGGUUCCUGGCCAAUGAAGUAGGCACAUCAGAGUCUUUGAGUCCAGGGAGCCAGUGGAGUGUAAGUUCAGGAGACGAGCUCGAGUUACGGCUAUACACCGAACUGAACCCGGAGGAGUCUCUCUGCACCUACACAGAGCUGGUGAACAGCAGCACCUUCACACCGACCAUAUGUCCUCUCUGAGAGCAUCAGACUCUGUCUCACGGACAUCUUUUUCUCAUGGACAAUGAACUUCAAUCCACAGACUCAACCUCAUACCUCAGUCUCAUUCGGCAGGGAUCAUCCCAGCCGUUUGCUCAUUCUUCUGGAUAUCUGCUGUGUUCCUCUGAACGCGAUCCGUCAUGCGGGAAACAGACGAGCUCCGCCAACACGAGGAUCUCCUGCAGCUGAACCCAGUGACGGAUUGUGGCUUUGCUUGUACAGCUUUGUAACCUCAUGUAAUGUGAAUUGCUCAAGUUCCGUUAUGUGCUCAUGUCAGGGUUUAUCAGAUAGAUUUAAAUAUACACACACACACACAUAUUCCACAUAACAAAUGAAGCUGUUUGUAUGAGUAUGGGAUGGGGUUCUUCACUGUACAUAUUAUGUAAAUAUUUAUUUGUAAUAAAAAACAAAAUGAAUUUA